Messenger RNA from Talaromyces atroroseus, 1713 nucleotides. RefSeq names its product 2-methylcitrate dehydratase. The record is from RefSeq and is a predicted model, not a curated record. The transcript has 4 exons. Gene Ontology annotation, molecular function: 2 iron, 2 sulfur cluster binding; 2-methylcitrate dehydratase activity. The coding region runs from base 1 to 1713 and encodes 570 amino acids. Gene Ontology annotation, cellular component: mitochondrion. Lineage: Eukaryota; Fungi; Ascomycota; Eurotiomycetes; Eurotiales; Trichocomaceae.
AUGUCCGCCGGAGCAGCAGCGCUGCGAAGAUUCGGCCAUCGUGCUCCCCGCACUCGCGCGUUGGAGUUGGGGCUGUCAUCCCGCACUCACGCCCCCGCCCUGUCUUUGACUUCCUCCUCCACCACCACGUCGACUCGCAACGCCCGCCGUUCAAAUUCCAGUUCUCUUGCUGUUUCUUCGUCUUAUCGCCAAGUAUCGUGCUUCUCGACAAUGUCGCCUUUGCAAGCUACCCCUGUGCUGGAGCGGGAGUAUGACCCCGAGAUCAAGGAUAUGGCCGAUUAUAUCCACAAUUAUAAGAUUGAAUCCGACCUUGCCUUCGAUACUGCUCGACUCGUUUUCCUGGAUACUCUCGGCUGCGGUCUCGAGGGUCUUCGUUUCCACGAGUGUACCAAACUGCUCGGCCCUGUUGUGGAAGGCACCGUCGUCCCCAAUGGGACCAAAGUCCCAGGAACCCCGUAUCAGCUUGAUCCCGUUAAUGGGGCGUUCAACAUUGGUGCCAUGAUCCGAUGGCUCGAUUACAACGAUUGCUGGCUUGCAGCUGAAUGGGGCCACCCAUCCGACAAUUUGGGUGGUAUUCUCGCAGUAGCAGACUGGAUUUCACGCACAAACCGUGCCGGUGGAAAUAUUGGAGAGGGCAAAAUUCUCAAGGUUCGCGACGUUCUGGAGGGCAUGAUCAAGGCCCAUGAAAUCCAGGGUGUGUUGGCUCUGGAAAAUUCGUUCAACAAGGUUGGUUUGGACCAUGUCGUCCUUGUGAAGGUGGCCACUGCUGCUGUCACCUCGAAGUUGUUGGGUCUUGAUGAGAAGAAGACUGCCGAUGCUAUUACCCAAGCAUGGGUUGACGGUCAAAGUCUACGUACUUACCGCCAUUCGCCGAAUACAAUGUCUCGAAAGUCGUGGGCUGCCGGUGAUGCCUGCCAGCGUGCGGUAAAUCUCGUCCUCAAGGUGCUCAAGGGUGAGGGCGGUAUUCCGACUGUCCUGAACGCUCCUGUCUGGGGCUUCUACGACAACCUGUUCAAGGGCAAAAAGUUCCAGUUCCAACGCCCGUACGGCAGCUAUGUGAUGGAGAAUGUGCUUUUCAAAGUUUCAUAUCCUGCCGAAUUUCACUCUCAGACAGCUAUUGAGGCUGCCCAGAUUGUUAACAAGAAGCUCGCCGAAUUGGGAAAGACAGCCAAGGACAUCAAAGAAAUCACCAACCGGACGCAUGAGGCCUGCGUUCGCAUCAUUGACAAGCAGUUCAAGGCCAUGGACAACUUUGCUGACCGUGACCAUUGCGUGCAAUACAUGGUUGCAACUAUGCUCGUGUUCAACCGCCUGACAGCUCAAGACUACGCCGAUGGAUCCGAGGCAGCCACAUCGGAGUUUCUCGACGAUCUCCGCAAGCGCAUCAAAUGUGUUGAAGACCCUCAGUUUACCAAGGACUACCACGACCCAUCCAAACGCACAAUCCCCAACGCUCUCACAAUCACCCUCAACGACGGCACUGUCCUCGAUGAAGUUGUGGUCGAAGCACCUCUGGGUCACAAAUUCCGCCGUGAAGAGGCCAAGCCCGAGAUUUUGGCUAAAUACAAGCGCCACAUUGAGGGCCACUUUGACACCAGCCGCGUCAACCAUCUCCUAGAGCUUGGCUGGAACCGAAAGGAGCUGGAAAACACUGACAUUGACAAGUACGUUGAUCUCUACGUGACAGACAGCAUCGUUGCGCCCUACAAGUAG